UUUUUUUUUUUUUAAGAUUAACCUUCAAUGAUCUCAUGGCGAAAGGUUUUGUUUGUUUCAACAAGACUUUUUCAUCCUGAACCUUUAAAUAUAGUCUCUCGUCACUCUCCUUUUUUUCCAGUACAAAGUAUCAGACAUGCUUCAUCAUCUUUCACCAAACAAUCAAUACCUGAAUUAUACCGAUUACAACAAGCCAUUCUUCAAAGACGACUGGAUACAGCAAGGCAAAAACUUGCCUUAUUGAACAAUAAAUAUACCUUGGAUCGGUUCAAGAUAUGGCGACCGUUACUGUUAUUGGCAAGAAAAGGACGACACAUACGAGAUUUGGAAUGGUUACAGAACAUGGUGGAACAACAAGCAAUGACACAUCAGUAUGGACUUGUCCCGGAUCAUUUCGACUAUCAUGCUCUCAUGUAUUGCUAUGGCGUUCAUGGUGAUCUUGACAAGGCAGCUCAGGUGAUGACUCUUAUGAAAGAACAACAUGAUCUUUCUCCUACUGUGUUCACCUACAACACACUUUUGGGAUGUUAUCAACGGAUGGGUGCAGUGGAAAAAGCAAUGGCUCUUCUCUCACAAUUGGAAAAUAAUAAUAAUAAUAGGAAAAAACUCUUGGAUACGGCUUCUUACAAUACUGUGCUGGCUAUGCUGGAUCAUGCUGGAAAAUGGGAACGCGCUAUAUCACUUUAUACAUCGAUGCCUUUUUCACCGGAUUUAUAUACGAAGAGUACUAUGCUUCAUAUUGCCACAGAAAUAAAGGAUAGAGAAUUAGGAAAGAUGUUAUAUGAUCAACUAAGAACCACUCUAUAUACAACAUUGUUUGAAAAACGACCCACACAUCGCAAACAUCAUCAUCAUCAUCGUCGUCAUCAACAAAAACCAUUAUUGGAUAUCGCCACUAUCAAUGCUAUGCUUGCUUUUCAAAUAUCGGUCAUGAACGAUGUAGAUGGUGCGUUGGAACUCUAUCACGACUUGGUGACACAAAAAACAAUGACUGGACUUGUACCGGAUACGAUUACCUGCAACAUUCUUUUAGAUGGUGUAUUGAAACAACUUCAGAAUCCAGGAAAAGCCGCAGCUCUCUAUCAUCGAAUGGAAACAGAGGGAUAUCUUGUACCAGAUAGUACGACAUUGGGGAUCAUGAUGGAUGCAGAAGCUUUGAUGGGGAAUUUAGCAGGUGCUUUGGCGUUAUUUGAAGAAGCGAUAGCAACCAUCGACGAAGGUGAACUUGAUCGGAUGAUGUCCAGUCUGGCCACAGUAGCAGCAAAAGGGAACCAUGAUGAAGCAACAAUGGAACAAUUAUGGACCUACCUUGAUCAACAUUCGUAUGCAUUGGAUAGCAAGGCAUAUAAUGGAUUGAUGCAUGGAUUGGCAAAACAUGGUCGUGCGGAUUUGGCUCAAACAUUGUAUGAUCGAGUGUUUCGACAUGGGACGAAGGCGGUGGCGGAUGUGGCAACGUUUACAAGCUUGAUACUGGCCUACAUCCAUGGUGGUCAUGUCAACGAUGCGAUGGAAAUCUACCAUGUUUUACGGGAUCAACAUGACAAGCAGCAAGAACGAAAGCGACAAGGACUACAAACACAACGACAAAAACCUGUGAUUGAACUAGAUAGUAUCUUUUAUACUUCUGUGAUCUCAGCAUUGACCGAUACUGAUGAUGGUUUGCAUUCAGCACUGGACUUAUUUAUGGAUAUGCGACAAUUACGGAUUCAACCCACAAAACAUAUCUAUACAGCUAUGCUUCACUGGUGUGGACAAAGACGUGAUGCGGAUGGAUUGGAACAGAUACAUCAAUUGAUCAAGAUGGACAUGGCACUGGAUCCAGAUAUGACCAUUUACAAUGCAUUGAUGGAUGGUUAUAAUCGUACAGAUCAAAUCGAUCAAGUCUUAUAUCUUUGGGACACAAUGACAACAACAAUGAUGGAUGUGGAUGCGACAACGGUAUCGAUUGUACUUGAUGCAUGUGGUCAUCAUGGUCAAACGACGCGUGGUCAUGCGAUCUGGCAAUCUUUACAACGACGACAUGUCAAUCUCAAUACCAAUAAUUACAACUCGUAUGUGGAAUUUCUUUGUCGUGCUGGAGGUGGAUCGUAUGAACAACGUUGGAAUAUGGCCUGCGACGUGGUUCAACACAUGAUGAAAUGCCGACAACCAUUACCUAAUGCAAAAACAUUCAACACCUUGGCAAGUUUUGCUCGGAAAUACGGUAUCGAUACAAAGCCGAUGAUCAUGGACAAGUUGCAUACUAUUGAAAUGGAAUUACGGAAAAAGAAGAUCUUGUAGAUUAGAUAGAUAGAUAUGUAAAUAGAAUAAAGAUUUAUUUAUUUUACAUACUGUAUCCAUAUAUAUAUAUAUCUGUGUG
Molecule: messenger RNA, 2359 nt
Organism: Halteromyces radiatus
Lineage: Eukaryota; Fungi; Mucoromycota; Mucoromycetes; Mucorales; Cunninghamellaceae
Exons: 1
Coding region: 28-2280 (750 amino acids)
Molecular function (GO): protein binding
Source: RefSeq, a predicted model, not a curated record